AUGGACAUGACUGCGGGCAGCUGGACGACGCCGUCGCCGUCCUCGCCGCCGAGGAAGCGGCGCACGUACCCGUCUUGCGCGGAGUGCAAGCGGACCAAGGCGAAGUGCUCCCGCUCGUGGCCGUGCACCGAGUGCUCGAAGCGCGGCAUCGCGCACCUGUGCCCGGACGAAGUGACCUCCACUGCUCCGCCGAAGGCGCAGACGAUCGCCGUGCUCACCAAACGGGUCGCGGAGCUCGAGGCGCGCUUACAGCGGCUGGGACAGGGCGUCGCGGAGGACAACGACGUGCUGCCCCGCAAGCAAGCAUCAGCGGCCUCGGCUACGCCGUCUGCCGCCUCGCCCGCCGCGCCGCGGCCGCACGACAUGACGGCCCUGCUUGGCCGGCUUGCGCUCGGCCCGACGGCGGCCACGACGAAGCGGUAUGCCGGGACGGAGGGCGCGGCGUUCUACCUCUCUGAGGAUGACGAGAGCGACGACGAGUCCCGCAGCGACCGGCUCGACGAGCUCGGCCUCGCUGUGCCGUGGGCGCGGAGCGGCGCGCCCCGCCUCGGCCGCAUGGGCGGGCUGCCGGGUGCCCUGCUCGACCGGUGCCGCGAGCUCAUGGUCUCGCGCCGCGUCGCGCGCGAGCUGUGGGCUGCGUUCUGGGAGCUGACUUCGUGGCGUGUUCAGCCCCUCACGCCGGCGUUCUUCGACGCGCACAUCCUCCCAGGGCUGUACGACGCGCCGUCCGGCCCGUCCGCGCACCACCUCGCGGUGCUCUUCGCCAUUGUGGCCGCGACGCUGACGCUUGACUCGGGUACGUCGGGCGUGCGCCAGCGCCUGCCGAGCACGAGCGCGACGCGAUACCUGCACACGAGCUGGGCGCUGCUCGUGUGCGGCAACGUCUUCACGUCGACGACGCUCGAGAGCCUGCUUGCCAUCGCGCUGAUCGGGCUGUGCCUCCUGAAUGCGGACGACAAGAAGAGCCCCGACGGGAGCUUUGCGCUCUUCGGCCUGGGUGUGCGCCUGGCCGUUAUUGCGGGCUAUCACCGGGACCCGGCGCUGCUCUAUGCCGAUAUGAGCGUCGAGGAGAUGGACGCGCGCAGGCGGAUAUGGCACGAGUUGCUCGCCAGCGACCGGCUGCAUGUGAGUGGGAGGAUCCUAGGGGGAGCUGACGCUCAGUCCAUGCCGGCGCUGCUGCCCAACUCGGUCGACCUGAACCACUACGACACCAAACUGCCGUCUGACGCCGACGCGCGCGGGUACUUCGUCUGGAAGUGGACUAUCGGGGUACAGAUCUGCAAGGUGGUCGACUACUGGACCUCUGUGCGGAUUCCAAGCUACGAUGCGCUGCAAGACAUUGACGCAGGGCUUCGUCGCCUGUUGAACGCCCUCCCGGCCACCCUGCGCUCCGGAGACCUCCCGCGCGACGCGUUCCCCCUCGCGCGGCCCAGCGCGCCGGCAGUACAGGCCUCGCGCGCGCCAUCGGCCGGGGAAGCGCCAGAGCCCGAGUCGACCGACGUCGUCGUCCGCCAGCGUAUCCGCCUCGCCAUGCACUUCUGCAUGCUGUUCUUCUACCUCCACCGCCCGUGCUUCAUCCGCGCGCUCGUCGCCAACGACAGCACGAUGGACCUGAGCGUUCAGACCAUGGUUGAGACGUGCGAGCAUGUCGUCACGCUCACGGGGGCGGUGAUGGCGCUCGACUGGUCCUUGAGCCGGUGGUUUUCCUUCGCGGCAGACCUCUUCUCCGUGCUCCACUGCCUCACGGCCCUGAUCAUCAAGUCGACCGACCCGCUCGCAGCCCACGGGUACAUGACGCAGCUGGAGCGCGGCGUCGAGAUCCUACAAUGGACAUGCAACCUGCACCCGACGAGCAAGAACCGCGCGUUGUUGCAAGGCGCGACGAAGCUGCUCGCCAACGCCAAGGCGAGCGCGGGCGACAUGGGCGGCGCAAGCAGCGAGGCACAGCAGCCGAGCCUGAGCCCGCUGUGGAACGAGUGGCUCGGCGCCAUGGCACCUAUCGGUGCGCCGGUAUCGUUUGAGGGCCUCGGAGGGGGGGGUGCAUUGGGUAUGGGGCUCGACGUUGGGGCUGGCGGCGGUGAGAUUGGCGUCGACGCAAUCUUGGGCAUGCUGGAUCAAUCGGGCAUGUGGUAG
Vanrija pseudolonga is the source of this 2133-nucleotide messenger RNA. RefSeq names its product putative transcriptional regulatory protein. The coding region runs from base 1 to 2133 and encodes 710 amino acids. Lineage: Eukaryota; Fungi; Basidiomycota; Tremellomycetes; Trichosporonales; Trichosporonaceae. Gene Ontology annotation, molecular function: DNA binding; DNA-binding transcription factor activity, RNA polymerase II-specific; zinc ion binding. The transcript has 6 exons. The record is from RefSeq and is a predicted model, not a curated record. Gene Ontology annotation, biological process: DNA-templated transcription; regulation of DNA-templated transcription.